Thamnophis sirtalis is the source of this 783-nucleotide messenger RNA. Lineage: Eukaryota; Metazoa; Chordata; Lepidosauria; Squamata; Natricidae. The record is from RefSeq and is a predicted model, not a curated record.
AUGGGCUUCUCCUUCCUGCUGGCCUGCGCCUUGGGCACCCUCGUCCUGGUGCCCCUCUUCCUCUGCCUGGCCUCCAUGAAGCUCUGGCACCUCUACUGCCUGCGGGGCCGCGAUCCCGCUUGCCCCCUGCCGCUGCCCCCGGGCACCAUGGGGCUGCCUUUCCUGGGGGAGACGCUCCAGCUGGUGCUGCAGCGUCGGAAAUUCCUGUCGAUGAAGCGCCGGCAAUACGGCCACGUCUACAAGACGCACCUCUUCGGGAGGCCGACGGUGCGGGUGAUGGGGGUGGAGAACGUGCGGCACAUCCUCCUGGGCGAGCACCGGCUCGUCGCCGUGCACUGGCCGGCUUCGGUGCGCAUCAUCCUGGGCUCCGGCUGCCUCUCCAACCUGCACGACGGUCAGCACAAGCAUCGCAAGAAGGGCUGCAGGGUUCUCGUCGAUGCACGGGACAAACUGGGCAUCCCUUGGCAGUACGCGGAAAACGAGAAACAUGCCAUGUUCCUAAUGGCCUUUGAAAAUAAAGCGGGCAUGUUCAUUGAGCCCUCCGUGUUCCAGUUGUAUGUACCAGCUCUGACAGGCCUGUGGAGGGAUUCUGGGAUCAAGGAAGCCUUCAGCCGUCGAAGUGAAUACCAGCUGGUGAGUAAACCGGCCCAAAAGCUAGUUGUCCCCCUACCCUCACUACCCCCCACCCCAUUUCCUAAAUGCUUCUCCCAUUUUAAACGGUCUCCUAUCAUUACUGGCAAGAUGCAGAAGGACCAUAUUCUAGAGCAGUGGUUCUCAACCUGA